This is a messenger RNA of Lates calcarifer (barramundi perch), 8773 nucleotides long. It is a transcript of the gene bach2b, whose product is annotated as BTB and CNC homology 1, basic leucine zipper transcription factor 2b. Lineage: Eukaryota; Metazoa; Chordata; Actinopteri; Centropomidae. Gene Ontology annotation, molecular function: RNA polymerase II cis-regulatory region sequence-specific DNA binding; protein binding; DNA-binding transcription factor activity, RNA polymerase II-specific. The record is from RefSeq and is a predicted model, not a curated record. Gene Ontology annotation, biological process: regulation of transcription by RNA polymerase II.
GUCAGCGGCCGAAUGUCAACAAUGUAGCGACUGAGAGUAGGCGUUUCAGUCGAGUGUAACAAACAGCGGAGACGGAGCGGCACGCCGCGCGGGAUCACCACGCACACAUACACACGCGCGCGCGCGCGCGCACACACUUACACAACAGACCGUAGAAUCGUGGACGUUGUGUGUGUAUGUGUGUGUUUCUUUUUUUUUUUUUUUGGAGUGAGAAAGAGCCGAGUUACAGCGACGGGGAGAAGAAGUGAGCUGUCUGCAGCGGGAGGCUCUGAGGAAACGACAAAGCGAGCCAUCAUGUGAGAGAACUUACGUGGGAAACGGACAAAAGGGCUGGAAUACGAGCAGAAGAGAAAGUAAAAGUGAUGUAGAGGAGCCAGUGUGACUGUACGCUGUUCGGGGAUAAAUGAUCACUAUUCACCAUCAGAACAUGAAGGACAAGUCUGGCGUGAGCGGAAUGUCCGUGGAUGAGAAGCCUGAAGCCCCCAUGUAUGUGUAUGAGUCGACAGUUCAUUGUACCAAUAUCCUCCUCUGCCUCAACGACCAGCGGAAGCAGGAUAUCCUGUGCGAUGUGACUGUCCUGGUGGAGGGCAAGGAGUUCCGCGGGCACCGGGCCGUGCUGGCCGCCUGCAGCGAGUAUUUCCUCCAAGCGCUGGUGGGCCAGGCAGAGAAUGGUUUGGUCGUUAGCCUUCCUGAAGAGGUCACUGCUAGGGGAUUUGCCCCAUUGUUGCAGUUUGCCUACACUGCUAAGCUGUUACUCAGCAGAGAAAACAUCCAGGAGGUCAUCCGCUGUGCUGAAUUCCUGCGCAUGCACAACCUGGAGGACUCAUGCUUUCGCUUCCUGGAAGCUCAGCUGCGCAGCGAGGACGAUGGCUUGCUGCCCUACCACAAGGUGGCCACGGAGGCAAACAACUCAGAGGAUGAAAGCAUGCAGUCAGAGGCGGAAAGGCCCACCUCCCCCAGGGCGCGGCGCUGUGCUGACGCCCUCGCCUCCUUUCGACGUCCUGACAGUGACCGGCUAGCGAUGGCUAUGACCAGUAACUUCACGGAUGGCCGUGUGGACUUUGAUCGGCAUGGAGUGUCAGACCUGCCACGAUGCCCCAAGUACAGGAAAUACCAGUGGGCUUGCAACAAGCACAAUAAUGACACCUCCUCACACACCAGUACCUCAGGUUUUCCAAGCACAUUAAAGGAGAGCAGCGUUAGCGAGGAAGUGCCAGGUCAGGGCAGGCUGCCUUUGGCACAGAUCAAAGUUGAACCACAGGCAGAGGAAGAGGCCAUCUCGUUGUGCCUGUCAGGGGAUGAGCAGGAUGUCAGGGAUAAGGACAGUGUGACGGCCAUGGAGAUGGAUAACCCAGUAUCUAUGGAAAGAACCAAGAGAACCAAGUCUCCUUCCUGCCUUCGAGCCCUCUUCAAGAAAGGGAUGGACCUCCCCAGCCUGCCCAACACAUCACAGCAGCUAUUCACCAACAGACUUGCUUGCCCCCAGGACAAAGGAAACUCUCAGGGAGAUCAUAAAAAAGACUUCAGGCCUUUCACUGGGGAGCUGGGUCUGUCUGUUACAUCCCCAAAGGACAUGGACGGUUUCCCUGCAGGGUUGUCCCUCAAGUCCGCUUCCUGUGAUGGGGUCUGCAAACAGGAAGUUGAGCUAGACCGCCGUAGUGUCAUAUUUUCCUCAGGGGCGUGCAACCGUCUGGGAACCCCAGCGCAUUCCUACCCCGGUGGGAACUCUUUGGAGAUGGAGCUUUCUGAGCACAUGCCAAAGGGCCUGUGGGCUGGAGCCAGCCAGUCUCUCCCCACCUCCCAGACCUAUUCUCCCAGCACCACCUCCACUGAACCUCCACUCCUAUGCCGCCCACGGCCCAACACCAGCUGCCCAGUGCCAAUCAAAGUGUGCCCACGUUCACCGCCUUGUGAGACACGUACCAGGACUUCCAGCUCCUGCUCCUCAUACUCCUAUGCGGAGGACGGCAGCGGAGGCUCUCCCUGUAGCCUGCCCCAGUUUGAAUUCUCCUCCUCACCGUGCUCCAACGUGGCACGCUGCCUCAAUGUGGACCAGCAGGAGCAAAGUGUGGGAGGAGACGCCCUUUUUAACCAAGUGCGGCCCAAGAUCAAAUGUGAGCAGUCCUACGGCACCAACUCCAGCGACGAGUCAGGGUCCUUCUCAGAGGGAGACAGCGAGUCCUGCCAUGUACAGGAGCGGGGGCCAGAGGUGAAGCUCCCUUUCCCCGUAGAUCAAAUCACAAAUCUUCCACGGAAUGACUUCCAAAUGUUGGUGAAAAUGCACAAACUGACCUCGGAGCAGCUUGAGUUCAUCCAUGACGUGAGGCGGCGGAGUAAGAACCGCAUCGCGGCACAACGCUGCCGCAAGAGGAAGCUCGACUGCAUCCUGAACCUGGAGUGUGAAAUCAGAAAACUGGUGUGUGAGAAGGAGAAGUUGCUGACGGAGAGGAACCAGCUAAAGGCGUGUAUGGGUGAGCUGUGGGAGAACUUCUCCUGCCUGUCCCAGGAGGUAUGCAGAGACGUCCAGCUGAGCCCUGAGCAGGUCCAGUCUUUACACCACUACUGCCCCGUGCUGCGGCCCGCCAACUCCGCCGCCAGUAACAACGCUGCCCACGAGCCCAAGCCUCCCCGCAGCCCCGCCGCCGUCACCAACACCACCAACACCAACGCCACCACCACCACCAGCAUCGACCUCACCGCCCACUCGGGCUCGGCCACACCGGAACCCAGCUUCCACGGGUCGCCCGGCCCCUCAGAGAGCGAGCCCGACUCGGCCGUCAGAAACGGGGCGGACAAAGAUAUGGACGGCCAAGAUGCCAGCUUGUACACAAAGUCAGGGCUGUCCACUGAAAAAUCCAACCAGACGGUUACAGUUGAUUUUUGUCAGGAAAUGACUGACAAAUGUACGACUGACGAGCAGCCGAGGAAGGACUGUACUAAGUAGUGGUGGUUCUCUGUGUUGUUGUUUUUGAUGUUUUUUUUAAUUAUUUAAUUUGAUUCUUCUGACAAACCCUCUCUCGGGGUUGUUGAGAUGUCGGCCUCUCCCAGUGUUCACUGAAAAACAAGCUUUGUAUGUAUUUAUGUCUUUUUGUGCUGUCUUUUUUUUUUUUUUUUUUUUUUCUUUUUGAACGGUUGACACUAAAGUUGUCUUAACAGCAGCAAUACUGUUCUCCAGGUAUUUUCCUCUUACCAUGACAGAGUGGGAACUUCUCACCAAACCUUUACAAUGGUGCUACACUUGGCCCGGCAGCAACCUCUACAGUGGAGACUCUGUUCUUCACGCAUCGCUCAUCACAACUCAUAGUUCAACCUCAUCGGACCUAAACAGCAGCUCUCUUCGUCUCUCUUGUGUACCAACAGUAUCUCUGCCUUUCUCUGUCACAUUUCCUCCUCUCUUUUUCCCACUCUGUCCUUAUCAAUCUUUUCUACCUCUCUCUCUCUCUCUCUCUCUCUCUCUCUCUCUCUCUCUCUCUCUCUCUCUGUGCUUCUUCUCUCACUGUAUCUUAGUGGCCCUUUUCGUCACAGCAAUUCAAACUCAGGAAUAAGAAUCCUCUGAAUGUUCAACCUAAUUCAUGAAAAAUGAGAAUACAGUUUCUGUACACGAGGAAGUUACGAUGCAGUUAGACUGUAAAAUGUUCAUAUGCAAAAAUGUCUUCAAGCGUCUCACAUUUGUAUUUCUGUACACGAGAACUUUGUACAGGCUGCAACCGAAAACAUUCCUCCUUUGCCUUCCUCAGCACUGAAUUGAAAGGAAAAAGAAAAAAGGUUUUUGCAGGUGGUUAAAUGACUAUUUUUAUUUCCCACUCAUCAGCAAUACCAUUGUAUUUGGAUGUUGUAACAGUGACUGACUUUCAAGUGCUUGUUUGGCAGAAAUGUAUAUAGUAUGGAGCAUGAUGACUGUAACAGUGAUUUUGUACAGGUAGAGGCUUAGAUGUUUCUUUUUCACCGGGGUUAUAUCAAGCACCUUUUUGCUAAGGGAAAAUCUUUGCUUUGCUGUUUCCUGUCCUGCCUAAUGAAUAUUCCCCAUCAUGGUGGGUGUUCUUAUACUCAGGAAAUCAGCUUGAUACACAUGUAGACACUCACAUACAGCACAUACAGACACAUGCGUCAACACACAUGUAAAAUUUUUAGCCCCAUGCAUGUUAAAAAAGUUAGACAUUCGAGAUGUAUUUGUAACGUGCGGCUCAGGCCAGCUCCUCUCCACCUUUGACUCCUCUUUAAAUGUGAAAAAAAGAGUUUUGCCUUGUGUUUUUUGGAGUAAAUCUUAUUUCUGUAUUUCAGUAUUUCAGUAUUUUAAGAUGCUAUUUGUGUACUCUCUGGCAGCCAUGCUUUGGGUUUUCUUCAGUGUUGCCAUUUGAAGCCGUUUGACAGUGAAAAGUGCGUCUGACAGAAUCUUUCAUUUUUUCAAACUGAUCCUGAAUAAGAUUAGAAAAAAAAACUCUUGACAAAGAGAUAAAAAAAUCUAUCAAUUGGACUUUAUUCAGGCACUUUGUUUCUGGCCACAGAGCCAUUCAGCACUUCAAUGAGGGUCCUUUGUUUCAGACCCUGUAAAAGUCUGAGACUGGAGCACUUAAAUUGGCACUUCAAGAGGAAACAUCUUGUUGAUAUGAUUAUAUGAAUAUACAGUAAAAAAAAAAAAAAAAAGCAUCUCUAUGAAGAUGACGUAUCUGAAAGCUAAAUACAAAAGGAAUCUAAUGUUUUAGUAUUAGAGUGUUCACACCUUAUAUUUGUAUUUCUUUAGGACUUGAAUAAGCUAAUUCAGACUUCAUUUGACGUGAAAGCAGUGUAUGUGUUGACAGAAUGAUUGAGCAACAAUCAUAUAGGAUAGUAACAUGUUUGCCCUAAUUGUGCAUUUGUUUGAACAUCUACUUUGUGAUGCAUGCUGCCUAUAGCUAUAAGCCUAGUUAGUUUGUCUAGCUUCUGUUUGCCUCUGCAGCAGUCUGCUUUAAAAUGAGUUUUUUUUAUAUUUCUGUGUAUAAACAAGCUGAAUUAUCUCUGAAUAACUCUGACUGGAGGCAGCCUUUAAAGUACCAGCAGGGCUGUGCUCCAGUACGAAGGUGGAAUUCAAUUGGAAUGUGAAGCUUUAUUCUUUGCUCUUUAAAAGCCCCAAUCUAAAAAGAGCCCUAAAGUUAAUGUCACCUCUGGGCUAACCACUGUUACACUAGUGUCUGUAAGUCAGAGUCAUCAAAAAAAAAAAAAAAAAAGAGAGAGAGAGAGAGAGAGCAAAAAUGGAUAUCUACUACAGUACUUGGUGUUAAAGAAUGACCCCCCCCAGCUCACCUGGUCGCUCACCUGCUAACUCACUUGGACAUAUCACGUAUCAUUACUCGGUCCCCAGUGCAGCAGCCCACCUCUCCUUUUCUCUACAUUGUCCAUCUCAAACUAAAACAGAAAUGACAAAAUGAGGAUUAUAAUUAUCUAUAAUUAUAUACAUGAAUCUGGACGUACUGUGCAGGUCUUGGGACGACCAUCCUUAUUAUUCUUGUUACAUCUUAUUCUGAGACUAAUUAAGCACACACACAAUAUUCACAUACAUAUAGACUGAAAAUACAAUAAUAAAAUAAGAAUGCAGUUCAGACCAGUAACAUAACCUUGCUAAACAAUAGGUUGUGCAGCUCAGGCUCAGUCUUUAAUGAAGACUGUUUACUCUGCUGAAACCACAGAUAUCAGAAAGUACUGUAGUAAAUACUCAUUUGUGUUGGAAUAUGGACAGAAAACAUCAUCCUGGGACAUGUAGCAGGUUAAAUAUGAGUGUUACUUAGCCAACCCAACCUGCGUACUCCUCACACAGCUCUGUGACUUUAUUUGUCUGCAUCAGGUGGCAUGCUGGAAGUGUUUACUCUUUAAGAUUUAAGUUUAGAAGCCACAGUUUUAUUCCCUGAGCUAUCUCUGGGAAGGUUUAGUGGCUGACUAAAUCUCAGAUUGGGGCUUUAAAGUUUGGAUAAAAUAUUUUGAUGUUCUACCCCCUGACUUUUACUGAUGUAAAUGUUAGAGUUUAAAACAGUAGUGUAGAAUAUGAGCUCACAUUUGCGACUGUUUGUCUUGUACAGUCCAACAGAGUAACUCUAAGUGUAUUUUAUAAACCUGUCUUUAAAUUGUAAAAGACUGGUCUCUAUUUUAUAGAGUACAUAGACCCACACACGCACUAACACAUGUACACAUACACGUAUAUUCAUACCACACACACACACACACACACACACACACACACACACAGAGUACAUACUGUACAUUGUGGCAGCCUGAGUGCAGAGCAGUUGUGGUUCUUGGUCGGCUGGUGUUUGUUCAGCUCCUCUGUUUGUGCUCUUGUCAUUGUUGGACUGAAGCAGAACAGUAUUUACCAUGUGGAGGUUUUACCAGAUUAAAGCCAGAGAAUCCAAGUGGAACGAUUUGCAUUACAGAAGCUUCUUCUCUGCAAACAUUUUAUGCAACAUUUUCUCUUUGUGUGCUUUUUCAUUUGCUUGAUCUUAAACUGAGAAACCUUUGUGUUGCAUCUGAGAGCACACACUGUCUGACUUAAUGUUUUUCUGUUUGGAGAAAAUGAAUUCAUCAAGUUUGUGUUCUAACUGUUGUAACAGAGGACCCUGGGCAUCUCUUCAGACAUUGUCCUUUAUGCAUACACCGAGUACGUUGCUUAGAUACCACAGACAGACUCCCCUGAAUCCCUCUUUCCAGUCAGAAAAGCUCUGUCCUGACCAUUGAACUGCAGGAUCCAGUACUGACUGUCAGAUACAAUCCUCCAUCCAUCCUCAGCUUCAGUGGUGAGAUGAGUUCAUGUCAGCACUGUCAACAAACUGUCUGGUUCCACUCUUAUUUAAAGGGUCAGGUUCACUCAAAUUCUGUUUAUGCUGCUCACAUCACUGAGAAAUUUAUUUGAUUUAUGUAUUUGUCAUUUUAUGACCAGGGGCCUGUUUCUCUGGAUAACUGCAUGGCAGUCAGCUCCAUUGUGUCGCAGUGUCAGCAGAAAUCUCAAACAAUCUUUGAAUGAGAAAAUAUGUUUUUGUCAUUUGAGUGAACUAACCAUUUAGUGGCUCAGGGUGCCAAGCAUUUAACUCUGCUCUCUGUAUCACUCAGAAGUAGCCUUUUAUUACUUUUUUUUAAGAGCAAAAAGAAACGUCAUUUAAAGCUGCAUGAAUCCAUUUUUUGGCCACUGGGGGGCAGCAGAACAAGCUGUCAACACAGUACUAGUAUAUUAUCAUCUUACAUGGUUGACAUAGGCUAACAUGUUAGCAAACAGUUGCUUAUGUAUCCAGCAGAAACAGCCAUGUUACCGCUUUCUCAGCCACUCUGUUAUGGUCUCCUCCAACUCCUGAGAAAAAAGUCUGUGGCCCUGUAGCUGCCAGAUGACCCACUAUGUUCACCAGCCAGCAGCUAACUCUGUACAUCUGCCAUCUGGAGCUGGGAAAGUAGCGCACAAAGAAUUUAUCAGUUGUUGUGGUUUUUUUUUUGUUUGUUUUUUCUAAAACCAGCUGCCUGCUGCUACUGGAAAUGAGACUGAUAACAGUUUGCUGGUUGGAAAGCUGUACAGAGCUGAAGGGUUGGUGAUAAUUAUCUGCUGGUUCGUCACUACGUUCGACCCCUCUCACACUGCACGUUCACCUGAGUGUUCACAUACAAAUACUGAUUAGUGCAACUUUAAAAUGACGUUACAGAAAUCAUUCAAAGCAGAAAACAGCUGAAAAGUUUAUUUGAUAUUUAAACAUGAAGAACCCUUCAGGUUACUUUGUACAGGCCAGACACUUUUUUUGUUUAUAGCCAUUGCAACAGAUUGAUCUAAGUGAACUAUUUUGCUGUUGCUGUAACUGUCAUUGAAUCCUCUCACCUUUUUUGCUGCGUAUUUGUCCUUUAGUCAAACUUUUUUUUUUGUUGCUGCUUCUCUGAAACAAACACUGGCUCUUCAACUCCAAAGGUUGUUCUAUAAAAGAAUAUGAACAAAAACAUGCCUUUCUCACAGACUGCUCAACUUCAUUGAGAAAAGAAUCUGGUAUCCUGGUUGAAUGCACAGGCUGAGAUCAUUGAAGAUAAAAUAUGAAAAUGGAAUAUGUUUACAAAUAGGUGUCAUGUCAUGUAUGAUCAAUUUUUGCCAUGUAAAAAUCACUUGCUUCAAUUCGACUGGCUCUUGGUGUUGUGUAAAGAUACAAAGAAUGAGUUUCCUCACCUUGUCUUUACUCCAACUUUUGGGAUGGGUUAACAUAAUAUGAAUACAAGUGCACCUCCAAUAUUUGCCUUAGAACGUGCAGAGGCCAUAGUUCACAUUCAAGUGAAGUGAGUGUAUGCAGGGGCCUGGGCCCCCAUCCCAGAGUCACCAGUGCGGACUUUCUCACACUUAUCUACCUGUGAAAUCCUUCAUACCUCUCAUAACUGGUCAAUGACUGUAUCAGCAAACUGCAUCAGGUGUUUUUUCUACAUGCUUUUUACACAGAUUAUAUGGAUUAUUGUAUUAGUCGAUUUUGGUGCAUCAUUUUUAAUGUAAUAGCUCUUAAGCUUGUAGUUCAAGUUGUUGUUUUUUUUUCUUUCAUUUUUCUAGAUGACUGUUUUGUGUUAAUAUUGUCAAUUUGAAAUAGCUGUUAUUUGCUUAUUCUCUACUAAGAGUUCUUACCUUUAUAAUUUUUAAAUGCUACAUGACCCUAAUGAAUUAAAACGACUUAAUAACCAUUGUAAAUACGGUAUUGUGCAAACCCAAUUUUCAUUAAUUUCAAUUGCUAGUGUUAUCUAAACAACUUUUUUGUCUAGACACCAUUUCUCUUUAUGAAAUAAAGAAACAUGCAUAUCA